Rotaria sordida is the source of this 1488-nucleotide messenger RNA. NCBI's taxonomy places the organism in Eukaryota, Metazoa, Rotifera, Eurotatoria, Philodinida, Philodinidae. The record is from the annotation of a GenBank genome assembly.
AUGCUCUCCGAACACGAAUAUAAUAAAACAGUAUGGCAACUUAAACAUAUGCCUAGUGAUAUUACUGGCAAGUACAGAAAAAAUCUUCGUUCAACUCUCAAACACAAAAUUCAUGAACAUGAUUUAUCAUCAGCAUAUCCACCAUUUGAACCUUUACCAUACAUUCCAUAUUUUGUUAAUCGAACAACACCUGAACAAACGUUACAUCAACUUAUCCAAGUUGCAACAACAUCAACUGAAUUUACUCUUGAUACUGAAUCAGUUAAUAUAUAUAGAACAACAAACAAACCAGUCCUUAUACAAUUACAGAUAUUAUUACCGCACAACUUAUCACUUGUUAAUGUUAUUGAAAUGUGCCAUUUACCUCCUGAAAAUCAUAUUUGUUUUAAAUUACUCAAACAAUUGUUUCAAAUAGUCUUCUCGAAAGAAAAACAAGUUUAUAUAUGGGGAAGUACAGAUCAAUUUAAAACAUAUUGGAAUCAACAACACAUCCAUAAAUCAAAUGAAGAAAAUGAUAUUUGUAUUUGUGAAAGUUGUUUAGGAAAACAACCAUCAGAAACUUGGUCUCUCCAAGAUUCGGUAGCACUGGAAUUACACGAAUAUCUUUCAAAAGUAUUAACAAAUCAAAGUUUUGAUAUUGGUCUUGAUCCAAAUCUUCAGCACAUGAAUUCCAGUGAAAAAAAUCAUCGACAACAACUUACUACAUAUGCAUUAUAUGACUGUCUCUCAAUGCAAAGAAUUAUCAUAUCGAUGAAAAAUAAUAAAUUCAAAUUUAUAUCUUCAAAUGAAAAUACUCGAUCUGUUUAUUUUGAACUUUCACCAAUUAUAUCAAUUGAUGAUGGUGAUGAUAUUUUUUCAAUCGAACAACCUACUGUUCAUCAAUCAAAUAAACGAAAAUUUUAUUUUACAAAUCAUGAUAAUUCAACCAAUAAAAAUUCAUCAGAAAUUGAAACAAAUGCUCCAUCUACAGAAAUUUCUAUAAAUAAUUCUCAAUUUUCAUUAACAAAAAUUGAUUCAAUUCCAUCAUCUACUUAUGCACGAACAAAUUCACCUGAUUGGAAUUUCACAUCAUCCAAUAAUAAUAAUCCAAUAACAUUUGAUCCAUCAAGUGAACAAUCAAUAUCUACUCAUCCACCUCAAGUACAUACAGAAUUAACACCUGAACAAAAGAAAAAGAUCCACAAUAAAACAUGCACAUUACGUCAACGACAGCGUUGUUACAAACACGAAUUGAUCUUCAAGAACAUCGAUCGUCGAUUUACCAUCAGAAAAAUCAAAAAUAUUCUUCGACAACACAACAUCUCCUUCGAUGCUAAUGCAGUUAAUACAUCGAUAUCAAGAAAAACAAAUAAAAAACAAUUAUACGUCGGUAUUCGUGAACCAUCACUUCUUGAAGAUUAUAAAGCACAAACAAAACAUUUUUUUACAACAAAACAUUAUCAUCGUCUUCAACAACAUCGACAUAAUUCUUAUCGAAAUCGUCAUUAA